UCAAGUGAUUUCUUCAUUACAAAGACUAUCAAUCAGUUUCUGAUUAACAAAUCAAGUGUUCAAUUGAGACGAGUCUUAAGCCAUGCAUUACAACAAAGUCUUACUCUCUGUCACUCAUCUCAGACUACUGGCGGUGGACUUACAGCCAAAGCACUCGUUUGAGACAAUUGACGGCACGGGAUGGCCGGCGGUGUCGGGCCUAAGACACGCUCGUAUGGACGCAAACCCGAUAACAAUAGCUGAGACAGCGUUUGAAAGUUUGGUGACAGUGAAGCAGACAUUAGUCGCGGGUCGGGUGGCGGAUGCCGAGACACGUCGCUCACCAGACGCCGGACGAGUAUGCAAUGUGUCUACUGGUUUUGUAGUGGCCGUUUCGGGCGAACUCGUCAACUACGUGGUGACCACCGCAAAGGCCGUGGGCAAUGCCAAAUACGUGACACUUAGCAAACUGGGCACACCGUUUAACCGACGCUGUUUUGUGAAGUACAGGGAGCCCGAGCGCGAUCUGGCGCUUAUCGUUUUGCCGGAAAAGGUGGCAAUGAAAUCAGCCGUCGAGUUUGUCGACAAGGAUGUGCUCCAAGAGUUGAAAGCCACCCGCGAUGUGCUGACAGUGACCUGCGCCGAGACAUACACGUCGGUCACCAGCGGUAUUGUAGUCCAUCGGUGCCGAACCGGCGACCAGAUUAUCAAGAUUGCCAAGACGUACGGCUUUAUCACACCCGACAUGAAGUAUAUACAACACACGGCCGCCUUUCCCUUUGACACCUCUGGGUCGCCACUAAUCGACCUUAAAAGUGGUAAAGUGUUGGGCGUGUCUUUCUAUCAACAGCGGGUCGACGGGGUUCCCCUGUAUUUCGCGAUUCCCAGCUAUGAGAUCCAA
Medioppia subpectinata is the source of this 880-nucleotide messenger RNA. NCBI's taxonomy places the organism in Eukaryota, Metazoa, Arthropoda, Arachnida, Sarcoptiformes, Oppiidae. The record is from the annotation of a GenBank genome assembly.